Messenger RNA from Panicum hallii, 2947 nucleotides. Its product is annotated as F-box protein SKIP14-like. The record is from RefSeq and is a predicted model, not a curated record. The transcript has 3 exons. The coding region runs from base 1010 to 2410 and encodes 466 amino acids. Lineage: Eukaryota; Viridiplantae; Streptophyta; Magnoliopsida; Poales; Poaceae. Gene Ontology annotation, cellular component: cytoplasm. Gene Ontology annotation, molecular function: protein binding.
CGCGAACCCUCGCAGCCGCCAGCCGCGGCCGCGGGCGGGCGGGCGAGGCGCAUCAGACGGAGGGAAAUCCCCACCCGAACGCAACGAGGAGGCGCGUCCGCGAGUAGAAAAACCAGAUCGCGCUCGCCCAGCCGACCGCUGCCCCGGCCCUCACCAGAGCAGAGGCCGCCACACCCUCUCGUCCCCUCCCUGCCCACCUCUCUCUCCUCCGCUACCCUCGGCGCGGCGCGGAAGGAGGCCAAGGGGAAGGAAGAGGAGGAAGAGGAGGCUUCGAGAUUUUCGCGGAACCCCCACGCCACCGCCCUCUCUCCACCACCACCACCGCCCCCCUCCUCCUCUUAGCCUGCGUCCCGUGUAGGGUUUCCGCUUCGCCUUCCCUUUUUCCACUCCAAUCCCAGCCAGACACACCACCCGCCCCGUCCUCCCGCCGCCGCAUUCGGAGCUCUGCAUCUGCCUGCAGCCGAGUCGCCCAAUCGCCGCCUGCCCCGCCCCGAGGAGCCUCGUGCCGGUUUGGGGAUUUCGGUUUCCCACUGUUGCUGCUGGUUUGUGUUGGGGAUCUGGGAGGGGUGUUUUGCUUUGGAGCGGUUGUUGUUUCUCGCGAUUUGGGCGUGAUUAUCCGGGUCGAUUGGAUGUUGGUGAUGUCGGGUGAUUAGAUUCGGGGGUUGAUAGGGGGGAGGGGAUUCGGUUUAGGUUUUUUUUGGGACCCCCUAGUUUCUCUGCUAUUGGAUUGGAUUGGGAUCCAUGAUCGAGAUUGCUCGGUGAAGUUUUUGGUCCUAGGGAUUGUGUUUUUUUGAUCGGCCCGGACCAGGAAUAGAGGGUUCUCUUUGAGGAGAUCUAGGCCGCGUGUUCUAUCGUCCUCUGUAGAUAUAAUCAAAAAAGAAAAAGGAGAAAAAAGGGGAAAAAAGAGGAGAGAGAGAGAGAGAGAGAGAGAGAGAGAGAGAGAGAGAGAGAGAGAGAGAGAGAGAGAGAGAGAGAGAGAGAGGAGGCAGUGGAAGGGAGUUUGGAGGGCAUGGCGCUGAAUUGCUCGUCACGCUCGCUCCUGGCGACUGAUGAUUGUGCCGGCAUGAUGCAUGGGUGUGGGUGCCGGUCGGAGGAGGCUUCCCCGCUGUCAUCCUGUGGGGUGAAUUCGCUGUGGUGGGAUGACCUGGAGCUGGAGCUGGGGGAGGAGGAGGUGGUGGAGUCUGACCCCGUGGAUCUCUUACCCACGGACCCCUUUGGGAUGAACCUGGAGACCUCAUUCACUGUGGCAAUCGCCAGUUGCAUCGAGGACCUCACAGUCAUGUCCGGUGCUGGGCAUUUUGGAAAUGGCGGCGAUGAUGAUUUAUUCGCCGACCUGAGUUACUACUUGAAUCAGGCUUUUGUGUUUGAUCCGGAGCCGUGGAUUGGUGGCUAUACUGGUGGCUAUACGGGUGUUUUUGAGGGCUCCUUUGGGUCUGGAGGCCUCUCUGGUAGUGGAGGCGUGGACCAAUUUUCACGGUUGCCUCUUAAUGCGUCCUGCUCAGAGCCUACUGGGUCCAUGGAGGACCCAUCUAGCUCUUGCGAGGCAACUUUAGCAUACUGUGAUACAGUUGAUGCUGCUCCUGUCCAGGAGGGAAAUGAUGCACAUGAAGGAAUGGUGUAUGUUCUGGGCUAUCUUGGUUUACGUGACAUCCUCUCUGUCGAGAUGGUGUGCAAGUCAAUGCGUUCAGCUGUUCGGAAUGAACCAUUCUUAUGGAAAUGCCUCCAUAUUGACACGGACUUGGGCAAGAAGCUUUCUGAUGCUGAUCUUCUGUGCCUCACACAAAAGUCCCUGGGUUCUUUGCAGUGCCUAAGUCUCGAGGGCUGCAUGAAUAUCACGGAUCAGGGAUUGAAGGCUGUUUUAGAAAGUAAUCUACAGUUGUCAAAGUUGGGCAUUUUUGGCGCAUUCCGGAUAACUUACCAAGGUCUUCUUGACAAUCUGAGGUCAUUUAAUAUGGUAGCAGAUACUGGUAUUAAGAAACUCAGAGUUGCAAACCGCUUCACUGCAUCAGAAGUGCAAUAUGAGGAGUUAUUGUCCUUGCUGCAAAUAGACAAGGGGCAGGCAUUGCACAAACAGGAGCCACGGAUCUUUCAUGCUGAUUGUUAUCUACCAGAUCUUCAGGGUGGAUAUGUUCCUGAUUGUUUCAUACCAGAUCUUCAUGAUGAAUAUGCUCUUGAUAUUGAGAAAUGCCCUCGUUGUCCAAAUUACAAGCUUGUUUUUGAUUGCCCAUCAGAGGAAUGCAAGAACAGGGGAUCUGCUUGCCGAGGGUGUGCUGUUUGUAUCAAAAGAUGUAUGCAGUGUGGGAGAUGUGUGCAUAAUGAGUUUCACGAGACAUUUCUUCUGGAGAACAUCUGCCGGAUCUGUCAGCCUAUCUUUCCGCCGCAUGAAGAUUCACUUCCCUCUGAAAAAUAGAUGUUCUGUUUUAUCCAUCGGAUGGAUACAGUCCUAACAUAGCAUUUCUUUUGCCGAUGCCUCCUUCCAUGUGGGGCCAUCCUGACAAUAUUUCUAACAAGGAAAAGAACAAAAAAGAAAGAUAUAGUUUGCUAUCAGUGUAAGUGCAGCAGAUGGUAUGUUAUGUUUGCUUGCAAGAAAAAGAGAAAAAAAAUAAAAAAUACCAGAAAACAAAAGUGAAAGGAUGGAUUUGCUAUUAAACUCUGAGCAGUGGGUAGUGCCAAACUGACAACGGAGGAAUGUUUCCCUUAGGAAUGUGAAGUGUUCAGGAGUGUGGAAGUAUUGCGCGUAAGAUUGUUCCGGUGGGCUGCUUGUUCUUGGAACUUCAGAUAGAAGUUAUAAAUUUGCUUUCGGCAGCCCCCCAAAAUAAAAUCUGAUGUACCUUCCUGUGUUUGUUAUCUGACAAAUGUAAUAGUAGCCGACUGGGAUGUGGAAACAUGGCUCCAUCUGACUUGUGUACCAGCUACAUUCGAACGAAUAAAAUUGACUUCUAACUUA